AUGGCUUGUCUAAAACUACCUUUUGAAGAACACCUAUCCUGUGACGAGCAAAUUAUUCCGUUUAAAUUUUGCAGUAGUAACAAUGAUACAUCUCCGAUGCCCAGCAAACCCAAUCUAGGAGCAGCCAGGUCUCCACUCGUCUUUUUUCGGCACCUAUGCCUGCAUGGAGAGUUCCUAGCCCCACAACAUCCAGACCAAGCCGCUGAAGACGCUGCAGAGUUUGUGAAGUCGCUCCGUCAACUGAUGAGAGACUUACGACCCAGUGACGGGUCAAGGCACAAUAAUCAAAAAAUUUUUGUUUUCAAAAACCUCGCCACCACGGAUCAGGUUUUUGUACGCCGAGACAGCUCGAAGCGUAUCCUGCAACAGCCAUACGACGGACCAUAUAAAGUUCUAAAGAGGAACGAGAAAACGUUUGUCGUCCACAUCAACGGACGUGAUACUACCGUCUCAAUUGAUAGACUGAAACCAGCCUACAUCGCAUCCGAGGAAACAAUCAACCCGGGUGGUCCUCACAAUAUCCAGAAAGAUAAUGUCAUCAGGAACCUCAGGACCACAAGAGCAGGCAGACAUGUCCGAUUCCCAGAUAGACUGCAAGGCGGUUUCAACUAA
This is a messenger RNA of Anoplophora glabripennis (Asian longhorned beetle), 612 nucleotides long. RefSeq lists its product as uncharacterized. The transcript is spliced from 3 exons. Bases 1 to 612 code for a protein of 203 amino acids. The record is from RefSeq and is a predicted model, not a curated record. Lineage: Eukaryota; Metazoa; Arthropoda; Insecta; Coleoptera; Cerambycidae.